GCUGCAAACAACGUCGAGUUCCAUUAACUGCGAGUUGAGAAAAAGAAAAACAAGUCAACUAAACAAAAUAAAUUUGCUAAAGAAAUUUUAAUAAUACAUAAACCAAGUUAGUUAUUUCUUACUAAUUUGCUUAAAGUUGUGUGAGUUAUAUAUGUAUGCGCGCUUUUAAACGAGUUUACAUGCCAGAGUAGUAUGGAAUAACAUUGUAAAGCAUAUACAAUUUUCCAAAUAACGCUAGCAUAUUGUAGUGAAAUUUUCACGGAAGCAAAUACCACACAACAUUCCAUUCAUUUUUGAUAGUAAGUUCACUUGCAGAGCUUUCAACUUUAAUUGCAGACGCAACUACAGUUAGUAGAAAAAACUCCUAAAUGCCUGUCGUGAAUAACGCAAAAAACAUGGAUAUCGUUAUAAGCGAGGAGGAUAUGUCCGUGGCACAGGUGGGCAUUUAUGCAUCCAUAUCAUUCCUGGUGGUAACGGUGUUGGGCGCUUUGUUCUAUGUUUCCUGUUCGAAGAAAUAUCGCCUCAAUUGGUUUGAGAAAAACCUACUUGAAUCAGCAGCAGAGACACAGGAUGCAGAAAAUUGCAACGACCCACUUGUGGCUGGUGCUGCGGGUUACAACGCGGAUAACAUCAGUGAAUGUUCACGCUCUCGUUCGAUUUGCAAGGGCAAUCUGAGCCCCACCUCCAUUAACACCGACGAUCCGGCCUUUUGGGUACCACCGCCGCGAAAAACUGUGCAACAACAGGUUUCAACAUCUGCUGAAGAAUCGCCACCACCAACGCCCACCUCACCAACUGGUAGUCUUAAAUCGAAUACGCUUUCAAUGUCUUCAACGAGUUCAGUGCCCAUAACACGCUCCGACAAGCAUGUGGUAUUAGGCAUGAAUCCAAGUAGACCGAAAGUCUCAUCGAUGAGCGCAAAACUGGAUCAUACAAAAAUUGAUAUGUCUUUAUAUAGAAAUAACUCUCAACAGAAGGGUUCACCACAAGGCAGCGAUGAUAUACGCGGAAAUAUUCACUUGAGCGUUGUAUACGAUCCAAUAGCUGGUAUGCUCUCGGUGCAUUUAAUAGAGGCACAAAGUUUACAGCCACGUGACUUCAGCGGUACAGCCGAUCCAUAUGCCAAAGUGCGUCUGCUGCCUGAGAAGAAAAAUUUCUGGCAAACGCGUAUACAUAAAAAAACGCUUAAUCCAAUUUUCGAUGAGGACUUUGUCUUUGAAGAGAAUUCAAACGUUAUUGAUAAGCGUACAAUUGAAAUCCUUCUUUACGAUUUCGAUGCAUAUUCACGACACGUCUGCAUUGGCGGCGCUCAGAUACCGUUGAAUAGUUUGGACUUAACCGAAAAAGUUGAGCUGUGGACACCUUUGGGCUCCUGUGCAGAGCAAGACUUGAAAGUAGAUUUGGGCGAUAUCAUGGUUUCCUUAUCAUUUUUGCCCUCAGCUGAGCGUUUAACUGUUGUAUUGAUAAAAGCGCGCAACUUGCGUAUAAUAGAUGACUCACGCAACUCAUCCGAUCCAUAUAUUAAGGUGGCUUUACUCUCCGGUGGUAAGAAAAUCAAAAAGCGUAAGACUGGUGUGGCUCGUAACACCAUUUGUCCAGUAUAUAAUGAAGCGCUUACCUUCGAUGUCAACAAAGAAACGCUGAAAAAUUGUCUCAUUGAGUUUACCGUCGUGCACGAUGGGCUCUUAGGAUCGAGCGAAAUACUUGGACGUGCUGUUAUUGGCAACUCUGCAGAUGUGCGUCCAGAUGAGCGUAUAUUUUUCGAAGAAAUGUUUCGUUCCAAAAAUUCACUCGCCCAAUGGGUUCCACUACAGGAGACAAGUAAUAUGCGGCCCAACGUAGCAAGUGCACCAACCAAUGCGAACUAAAGUGUGAAUGCUAACAUAUAUUGAAUGGCUAACAGAAAUUCAACAGAAAGAUGUUAUUGCGCUGUUGACUUUAACAGCUGUCAGGCAUUUACCGCUGUUAAAAGGUUAGCAGUGGCAUUAAUUUACAGUACCAGAUAAUCUUCAAAAGUUUCAAUUAAUUAUAUGGAAUAUGUAUAAAUUUUGGACUCAUAUACAAGAGAUUAAUGUAGUAGGAGUGACAUUAUUUAAAUAUUAAUUAUUAAAAUAAAUAAUUAUUUUGUUUCUGCUGCAAGUUUGAAUUAACGAAAAAUUCAACUUUUAUUGAGUUCAUACAUAUUUCGAUAACGUACAUUUAUUAUACAGAGAACAUAAGCAGAAAGAAGUAAAAUUGUUAUGAUUUUUUGUAACUUUUAUGUACAUUUACAGAUAUAUAGAUUUAUGUAAAUGUUACUUAAAAGCAGGGAAACAAAAUUAAAGUUAAUUAGGCAGUCUUUGAUCUAAAAAAAUAUAUUAUUUUUGAAAAUAAUAUCUUAUAUGCUUGAUCAAGUUUAUUCAGUGAGCUACUAUGUGUGCUUUCAAGGCAGUUA
Ceratitis capitata (Mediterranean fruit fly) is the source of this 2434-nucleotide messenger RNA. Its product is annotated as synaptotagmin-5. The coding region runs from base 369 to 1868 and encodes 499 amino acids. Lineage: Eukaryota; Metazoa; Arthropoda; Insecta; Diptera; Tephritidae. Gene Ontology annotation, molecular function: calcium-dependent phospholipid binding; syntaxin binding; phosphatidylserine binding. The transcript is spliced from 8 exons. Gene Ontology annotation, biological process: cellular response to calcium ion; regulation of calcium ion-dependent exocytosis; calcium-ion regulated exocytosis. The record is from RefSeq and is a predicted model, not a curated record.